Cavenderia fasciculata is the source of this 759-nucleotide messenger RNA. RefSeq lists its product as uncharacterized. The coding region runs from base 1 to 759 and encodes 252 amino acids. The record is from RefSeq and is a predicted model, not a curated record. The transcript is spliced from 2 exons. Lineage: Eukaryota; Evosea; Eumycetozoa; Acytosteliales; Cavenderiaceae.
AUGAAAGAGAAAGUGAAGAAGGAAUGGAACAAGGCAAUCUGGGAGGUAGUCUUUAAUGGAUUGAUCCUCAAAGAACGAUUCAUCAACUAUGAUCAAGGAGGCUUUAUGAGACUCACACCAUCUGGUUACCUGGCUGGUCGUGAACUCUACUUUGAGGUAAAUCCUCCUCCGCAACCCCCCGCUCUACUUGAGAAUGGAAAAAGAAACGUAUUGGAUGUGGUAUUAAUUGUCGACCCAAGAUCUCUUUGGCUCUUAAAGACGUACCCCAUGUUCCCACAGUACGAAACAAGACUCUUGCCAAACUCGAUAGAUUUCAUGUGGAUUGGCAUUGUUCAAUGUCUGAACAAUACGACUCUAGAAUUUGUCAUGGAAGCCGUCAUUCAGGUUCAAGAAUCAAAGGAUGUCAUGUCUGAACUUCGAAACCCUCACUACUUGCCGGACCUCUGCUAUGUACCGGUCAAGGACAAAACUUUGAUCAUAACUGGUUCGGACCGAGGAUCAAAGUUUGACACGUUCCGAGACAACAUGACCAAAAACAAGGGUGUACACAUAAUUGAGUCACUCGAAAUAUUGGGUGUGCUAUCUAGCUUAAAGACUAUUGACAGUGGAAUCAGGGACGGAGACAUUGCAGUGUACCUCUCUAAACUUACCUAUGACGAAUUUAUUAAAGAAUGUCUCAAUUCUAUCCCCCGUGCUCGUUAUGCCGGUCAUGUACUUGGCUUCCCUUCCAAACCUGUUGAUAUGGAUGCAAAUAAAUAA